AUGAAUUUACCAAAACUUUCAAGCGAUUUUCAAUCAUUAGUUCAUCGUAUACGAAAUAAUUCAGUUCCAACCCAUUCAGGAUAUAGUUCAAUUUAUUCAAGAUUAAGAUCUCUCGAACAUUUUCCUUUAAAUUGUUUUCAAAAUAAAUAUGCUCUAGCUGAAUGUGGGUUAAAAUAUACAGGAGUAGAAGAUAUCGUCGAAUGCUUUUGCUGUGGACUUAUUCUUCAUAAUUGGAAACGAGAAGAUGACGUUUGGAUUGAACAUUGCAGAUAUAAUCCAAAGUGUAUAUAUGUAU
Diuraphis noxia (Russian wheat aphid) is the source of this 295-nucleotide messenger RNA. Its product is annotated as death-associated inhibitor of apoptosis 2-like. Lineage: Eukaryota; Metazoa; Arthropoda; Insecta; Hemiptera; Aphididae. The record is from RefSeq and is a predicted model, not a curated record.